AUGAGUCAAACACUCGCAAACCAUAUUGACCAGGAGGUCCAGAUUGCUGCUGACGACGAUUUGGAUGACAAUCGGUCAGAGCUCGAAAGUGUUGGCUCUGUCGGCUCAUCAAGCACCAGCUUGGCCAGUUCUAUUCGUGAUUAUCAUUUUGAGAAUGGCCGGACGUAUCAUCGUUACAAGGAAGGCAAAUAUAACUUGCCCAACGACGAAAGAGAGAACGAUAGAUUGGACUUGCAACAUCAUAUCUGCCUCAUGACGCUAGGAGGCAGUCUUGGUCUGGCACCGCCAUGUCAGCCAGACUUUCAAGUUCAGCGAGCACUUGACCUCGGUACUGGCACAGGAAUUUGGGCCAUUCAAUUCGCCGAUGACCAUCCUGAAUGCGAGGUUCUUGGUGUUGAUCUGUCCCCAACCCAGCCAGAUUUUGUUGCUCCAAAUGUCAAAUUUGAAGUUGAUGAUGUAGAGGACGAAUGGACGUUUGCGCAUCCAUUCGACUACAUUCAUAGCCGUUUCAUGACUUCAAGCAUUUCCAACUGGAAAGAGUAUAUUACGAAAUGCUAUGACAAUCUGACACCUGGCGGGUAUCUCGAACUUCAAGAGAUUGAAAUGAGUCAUCAAUCUGAUGAUGGAACCUUUCCCUCGGACUGUGCCCUCGCCCGCAUGUUUACUCUCUUGAAAGAGGCAGCAAUCACUUUUGGGCGUGCAUUCGUCGACCCACUCCAACUCAAGUCCAUUAUGGUGGAGGUGGGCUUUGAGGAUGUGGUUGUUGCCCAAUACAAGUGGCCUACAAAUGGCUGGCCCAAAGAUCCUAAAUGGAAGGAGCUCGGGCUAUGGACCCUAGAAAACUAUCUGAUCGGGCUUGAGGCCCUUGCUAUGGCGCCUCUCACUCGUGGCCACAACUGGACCCGGCAGGAAGUUGACGUUUUCCUUGUUGAAGUCCGCAAAGACCUGAAGAACCGAGCGUUCCAUAGCUACUCGCCGAUGUGGGUUAUAUCCAUUCUGAGACGAACCAUCUCAUUUCCAUCUUCGUUUCAUGCGAGUUAUACUGACCAAAGCCUUCAGAUACUUCGUAUACGGACGAAAGCCAUUGAAAGAAGACAGCCCAGCACCUCUGCCGGCUGCGGCUACCCCUCAAGCUGA
Molecule: messenger RNA, 1137 nt
Organism: Colletotrichum truncatum
Lineage: Eukaryota; Fungi; Ascomycota; Sordariomycetes; Glomerellales; Glomerellaceae
Source: RefSeq, a predicted model, not a curated record